GAUUGCCCCAAGCACGGCAGCUCCAAUGCAUGCCUGAAGCCCGAGCUGUCGACGAAGACGAAGCGAUCCUGGGGAAUGUCAACCCACCUUCAUUGGUCCUACUACGACCAGGACGGCUGGACGGAGUUCAUCCCGCAAACCGGGUGGCCCAACGAGUGUGGGCACGCUGCGACAGGGCCCAGCCAUCCAGGCCAGAGCCCAAUCGACAUUCAAGCGACCGACUCCGUCGUGGCUCCCAAUGUGAGUAUUGCUCUGGGUCCGGGCUUCAAAAAGCCUUUGAAGAAGCUGCAGGUUUCGAACAACGGCCAUUCCAUGACCGUUAUCGUGUGCGGUCGAAGCGGCACGACCUGUGAGGCAUCGGCGUCCUUCGGAACCUGGCCGAAGGCUAUGCGCGGCCUCAACUCUACCAAGGCCGACAGGUAUUUCCUGGAGCAGUUCCACAUGCACUGGGGCUCCGACGAUAGCAAGGGCUCAGAGCAUCUGGUUUGCGGGCAACGGCGAGCAGCGGAGCUCCACAUGGUCUUCGUCAACGAGAGAGUUGUGCCGGAGGACCGGAGCGACCCAGACAGCGGCACCCUUCUGACUGUGCUGGGCACCAUGGUGGAGGGCGGCGCCUCUCAGGACAAUGCAGCAUUCGAGCCGAUCCUCGCGCACCUCUCAUCGAAGGUCAAGCACCAGAACCAGGUUGGGAUCUUGGAGCAACCCAUCGUUCUCGAGGACCUCCUACCAGAGGAUGCCUUCUCCAAGUUUUACACAUAUCCAGGGAGCCUGACGACGCCCCCCUGUUCUCAACGAGUCACUUGGUUCGUCUUCGAGAACUUCGUCCGGGUGUCGGAUCGUCAGCUGCAAGAGCUGCGGAGCCUGAACAUGGAGACGGCCGUUCGCGGAGAGGGCGGGCCUGCCUUUGCCGUGCUCUUCGUCAUCCUAGUCAUCGCCAUGGCGGCUCUGACCCACCAGGUUCUCGCCUCCUAUGUGCCGUGGCUGCCGCACUCAGCGGUUCUCUUCCUCGAGGGGGUGCUGCUCAGCAUGUACCUGGAUUCGAAGUACCACAUUCACGAGGGCAUGUUCGCGUCGGUGCAUAACUCGGUGGAAAUGUUCAUGCAGAUCGAUGGCCAUGCCUUGCUCUUCAUCUUCGUCCCGGUUCUCCUCUUCACCGAAUCUCUGUCGGUGGAUGUCCACCUCUUCCGGAAGACCUUCUGGCAGAGCUUUCUGCUCGCAUGCCCCGGGGUGGUGGCCAGUGCAGCACUCUCUGGCGUGGUGACUUUCUACGUGCUCCCCUACUCAUGGAGCUGGUAUCUGGCCAUGGCUUUUGGCUCCAUCGUCGCUGUGACGGAUUCCUUCGGCGUGGUGCAGGUGCUGAAGUCAUCGGGUGCACGGGAAGCGCUAACCGUGCUUAUCACCAGCGAGAGCGCGUUGAAUCAGGGCAUCGCCAUGAUUUUCUUCACCCUCUUUUUCACGCUGUUCAUGGAUUGGAUGGAUGUCUCGGCAAGGGACUUUCUGUUCUUCUUCCUGCAGGUGGUUGUCUUGGCUCCCAUCUUGGGUAUGCUCGUCGGUUGGGUCGGCUACGCGUGGAUGUGGUCCGCGUCGGACAGCCACAGCUCCGUCCACCUGGUGGUGCAGACCUGUGUGACGAUGUUCGUGGCCUUCUUCUCCUUCUACAUCUCUGAGAUGGAGUAUGGAAGCAAUGGCAUUCGCACCACCAGCGUUGCUGCGCUCGCCAUGACAAGGUACAUCGGACCUGCUCUGUGCUCACCUGAGAUCAUCAAUAACUUCUGGAGGGUCCUGGCCUUCGUCACCCGUGCCCUGAUCUUCACCAUCGCUGGGAUGAUAAGUCAUCGAGCAUCCACGUCAGCAAAUGUGACCUUGGUGGACUGCGGCUACUGCGUCGCACUCUUUGUGCUGAUGCUUCUGAUCCGCGCUCUUGUGGUCGUGGCAUCUUACCCACUGCUCAGCAGAAUGGGCGUGGGGCUGAAAAGCCGGGAGUACGGCUUCGUGAUCUUGGGCGGAUCACGUGGCGCGAUCAGCCUAGCCUUUGCGAUCUCGGCAAGAUCGGCCUUAAUCCUCGCGGAGGAGGAGGCCAUGGGUGACCAAAUGGUCUUCCUUUUAUCCGGCCUAUCCUUCCUGAGCAUGGUGCUGAACACGGCCGCCACGAAGGUCUUCGUGAAGCUCGCGGGUGUGGAAAGCCAGUACACCUGUGAAAGCAAGCAGGAGUACCUGGAUCAUAUCGCCGACCAUGUCUCGAAGUAUGCGCGAACGCAGUACAAGGAGAUCUGCUCGAACAUGCGAGUGAACGCCGUGGAGGCUUUGGACACUUUGCCGGCCCUCCGGGAUCUGAAAGGAACGGAGGAGGCGCAUCCGUCGGCCGACGCACCCCCGGCCGACGCACCUUCCGUCGUCCCCACGCUUUGGGGUCGCGUGGUCUCAGAAGAAUGCCCUGACGAAAGGAUCAGCAGCUUGAUGGCCAAGCAGAAUGCCUACCCUCCGGCGAACCCCCGGAAGAUGAGGAUCCUACGCGAAACCUUCCUGCGCAUCGUGAGGAAGAAGUACUGGGACCUCAUCGAAUCGAGGCAUCUACCCAAGAAGUCGCCAGCUGCCCUUAAGCUGCUGGAUGCGCUCGCCGCCGCGUUGAGCGACACAGACAUGGAGCUGCAUGACUGGUCGCUGCUGCAGGAGGAGCUGCCGAAGGAGAGCGUCUUGGAGAAGACCGUGAGAUUUCUGGACUCGGGUUGCCCGGCUUGCUGCAGCUGGAUUCAUGACUGGCACUUGGGCUGGAGUGUGCAACAUGAGCUGGACUCUUACAUAGCCGUCGUUUCGUUCAUCACUGCCCACCAUCAUGCACAGUAUGCGCUCGCGGACAUGCUCGGCGAGAAGGACACCGCCGAGGACGUUACUCUGAUGCUGGAAUCCAGCCGUCAAGUCCGUGAUGCCCAGCUACAUUUGAAUAUGAUUGGUGGCGAGGAUAUCAAUAUAUUCAACAACUCGAUUGUGAGCGAGCUGAUUAUCCAGAGAGUCGCGGAGUUCAUCCACCAGUUCGUGCACCAAGGUUUGAUCCUAGGUGUCAUCGCCUCAGCUGGGGCUCGGUACGCCUGGGACGACUCUAAGGGAACUUAUACUGCAAAGUAA
Molecule: messenger RNA, 3123 nt
Organism: Symbiodinium sp. CCMP2456
Lineage: Eukaryota; Dinophyceae; Suessiales; Symbiodiniaceae
Source: the annotation of a GenBank genome assembly